This is a messenger RNA of Prorocentrum cordatum, 402 nucleotides long. The record is from the annotation of a GenBank genome assembly. NCBI's taxonomy places the organism in Eukaryota, Dinophyceae, Prorocentrales, Prorocentraceae.
GUCCACGCCGACGCCGACCCCCAGUCCAGCGACGUCGACUGGAUCGAGCGGCAGAUCGACUGGGACUUAGUGGAGCAGGCCAAGUACAAGGAUUCAGGACCGAACUUGGACGCGGGCUGGUGCGCUGCCAGGCCUCCAGAAGAUUUCCAAGCCCAGAGCAACCAUGGGCACUUCAUAUCCAGAAGCAUGGCGCCGCCACCUCCAGAAGCGGAGCUCGCUUAUCCUCGUGGGCCAGUGACCCAGAGCUGGCUGUGCCGCAGCGGCUUCAUCGGCAACUGGGAGGAGGUGCCCAGGGGCAGCGAGUGCGCCCGGAAGUGCUUCCCCAAGGCGGAGCGCGAGGGUCAGAAGGCGCUCUUGCACUGGGACUGGUGGAGCGGGGCGGGUAUCGACAGGUGCGCGGAG